Molecule: messenger RNA, 4335 nt
Organism: Saccostrea echinata
Lineage: Eukaryota; Metazoa; Mollusca; Bivalvia; Ostreida; Ostreidae
Product: striatin-3-like
Exons: 19
Coding region: 61-2460 (799 amino acids)
Molecular function (GO): protein binding
Source: RefSeq, a predicted model, not a curated record
GACGUCAGCUUGCAGCGCCAUCUAUGCUAAAAAUACUGUAAUGGCUUCCAAACUUAGAAAAUGAAUGACGGAGAGGGCCCUGGAUCUCAGCACGCGGGACAGCUAGGCCCAGUGUCAGGGGCAAUGGGGAUGAUGACAAAACAACAGGCAGAUGAUGUAGGCCAACGCCCGCAAUAUUCGAUGCCAGGGAUAUUGCAUUUUCUACAAACGGAAUGGGCUCGUUUUGAGAUGGAACGAUCACAAUGGGAAGUGGAGCGUGCAGAGCUUCAAGCAAGAAUAGCUUUUCUCCAAGGAGAGAGGAAAGGACAGGAGAAUCUGAAGCAGGACCUGGUCAGAAGAAUCAAGAUGCUGGAGUUUGCUCUCAAACAAGAGAGAGCCAAAUAUCAUAAAUUAAAAUAUGGAACAGAAAUCAAUCAAGAAGAUCUCAAACCCCCAUCACUUGAGAAAAGAGAAGAGGAGGGUGUAGAUGGGGAAGUACUGCCGUCCGCGGGGAAUGUGUCAUGGCGACAAGGCAGACACCUUCUUAGACAAUACCUACAAGAGAUUGGCUACACAGAUACAAUUAUUGAUGUGAGGUCAGCCAGAGUUCGCUCCCUUUUGGGCCUACAGGCUCACGCUGCGGAGAGUGAAGCCGAGGGGGCCCAGCCUGCUAUUGUACAGAUGAACGGAGAUGUGUCCAAUAAACGGGUCAAUGAUCAAGGGAAAGCCAGGGGGAAGAAAGUGCCAGCUUCUCUUGUCGAUUCUGCCCUCCUUGACAGCGAGGCUUCGGUCUUGGCCACUCUUGACUUUCUUGGUCAAGAUGGCGUCGAAGAUGAAGAUAAUCUCAGUGAUGAAGAUGAUGGCUUGGCUGGGGAUGAUGAAGGAGAAGUCAAACACAUAAAGAAACGACCAAAGAUGCAGAAUGUGGACAACAUUGCGAUGAUCGACGAUGACACAGAGACAGAGGAAGCCCUGGCCGAGUUUGAUUUCCUCGUAGAGGAAGCAGAGAAUGGAGCGGGUGAGGCACAGAGCCACGGUGACGGACCGGAGUGGGUGCAAAAUGAUAAGGACGAAUGGGACGUGGACCAGCGACUUAUAGAUAGACUUAAAGACCAGUAUAAGAAGGAGAGAAAGGGCGUUAAGUCAAGACCAAAGCGAUCAGCCUUGCAGCAAAUGCUGGCCAAUCUGGGAUCAGAUGAAGAUGCUUUCUCCUCCCAAUCCUCGUCCUAUCAGAGUGGGGCUGCCUCAAGUCCCCAGAGGGGAAGUAACUCCCCCGGCUCACCAGGAUCGAGUGGGAUGGAUGCAGAUGAGAUGGGUAUCCAAGGAGGAACAUCCAUUGCAUUUCCAUCUGAAUCUCGGAAACAGAUGAUUGGCACUGAUCCAGACGACGAAAGUUUGGAAGAUCUCGGAGAGUUAGCAGACCUAACAGUCAAUAACGAGGCCGAUCAAAACAAUUACGAUAUAUCAUCUCCCAAGGAGGUUUAUAGGAAAACCUGGAAUGCCAAGUAUACACUACGCAGUCACUUUGAUGGGGUGCGGGCAUUAGCAUUCCAUCCUGUGGACCCAGUUCUUAUCACGGCCUCAGAAGACCACACCCUUAAAUUAUGGAACCUCCAAAAAACAGUCCCUGCCAAAAAAGCCACUUCAUUAGAUGUAGAACCAGUUUACACAUUUCGUGCACACAUUGGUCCGGUGUUAUGUCUAGCGGUCAGCUCCACUGGAGAACAGUGCUUCAGUGGGGGUCAAGAUUCUACAAUCAGAUGCUGGAAUAUACCCAGCUCAAAUAUAGACCCAUAUGAUUCUUUCGAUCCAAGUGUUUUAAAUUGUACAUUAGAAGGCCAUACAAAUGCAAUCUGGGGGUUGUCUGUACACAGUUCUAAGAUGCAGCUACUAUCGUGUUCCGCGGACGGCACGGUGCGCCUCUGGAGUCCGGGGCAGAAACCACCUCUCCUACAGAGCUACACAGCAGAGGAGGCUGAUGGUGUGCCAACUUCAGUAGAUUUUGUUAGAUGUGAUCCAAGCCAAAUGGUGGCUUCCUACUCAUCAUCAAAUACUUAUAUUUAUGAUAUAGAGACAGCCAAGCAGGUGCUCUGUAUCGACACCAAAUCAGCCUCAGAAGAUGGGAGUAAUAACCAGAUAAACUGUGUGGUAAAUCACCCCACCCUCCCCGUCACGAUUACGGCACACGAGGAUCGCAACAUUAGGUUCUUUGACAACACCACAGGAAAACUGAUACACUCCAUGGUGGCACAUUUAAAUGCUGUGUCAAGUUUAGCUGUAGAUCCCAAUGGGUUAUACUUAUUAUCUGGAAGUCAUGAUUGUUCAAUAAGACUGUGGAACCUAGAUAGUAAAACCUGUGUACAAGAAAUAACCGCCCAUAGGAAGAAAUUUGAAGAGUCAAUACACGAUGUGGCAUUUCACCCGUCAAAGCCGUAUAUAGCCAGUGCUGGUGCUGAUGCCCUCGCUAAGGUAUUCGUCUGACAGAAGAGCGACAUAGAGACAAGAAAUUAUACGGGAACUAGUUAAUCAUCCUUCAUAAUCAGUGUCAGCCACUGGAGCUCUUCUGAUACAAAUAAUCAAAUAUAUUCAGCUAUACCGAUAUCAGAGGACGGAGAAUUUUCUCAGAGCCAUUGUGAUCCUUUGUUUACUCUACACAAAUCAGUUCUGCCAAAGUGUUGAAGCUGUGAGGGAAAAAAUAGGGUGAUACUUUGUUGCUUUAUAUGGCCAACGGUAUGGGCCAGCGUGGCAGCCAGCUUGUGUGAUAAACUGUGAAAGCUUGUAAAUGGAAUUCGUACCAGCAUGAUUCUUAAACAAGAGAUGAAACUGAGCAUAUCUGUUGAGAUAUCUCUUUGUAUCUCCAAUAUUUAAAGAGUUCUUGUGUAUUUUUCUUAUUGGAUUUAUUUUCAUGCUAUAGACAAUAUUUUUUGUUUAUUAUCAAGUUCUGUAACUCAAGUACAAAUGCAAAAGAGCAUUGUUGCAUUGAAGGAUUUUUCUCGGGGAAAGUUUUGUACUUUACUCUCAUUAUGUAUAUGGCUUACAGACAUUCAUGCCCACUGUUUACCAUGCAGUUUCUUUGUGAUAUUUUUCUUCUGCAGAUAAAAUUUUUAUAUCAACUAUCUUACAUGUAAAUUUAACAGUGUAUUUAUUAUGAAAUUAUUUAUAACAAGAACAAUAAUUAUGUAAUAUAAAAAUGAGUUUUAUUUGACAGAAGAGUGUGUAAAUGUAUGAGUGUGAAUUAUUCAGUUCAUAUCACUGUAAAUUAUGGCAUCUGUCUACCUUACGAGGGUGGUGUAGCUAGGUGGAUUGCCAUUGGCGGGUCACCUACAUGUACGUAGGUAGGUGAGACCAUUGCCAGUGUGUUUGUGAAGAGCGAGGUGGAUGUUUAUUGUGUUAUUAAUUAUGUUAAUUUCCAUCCUCAUUCAGACUGUAGAAAGGUGGUUCAUGUAACAUUAAUGGCAGUAUUUAUCAUUAAUUAUGGGCAAUUGUUACAAGUACCAAUAAAGAAGAUUGUAUUAUAUAAUUUUACCAAGUUUAAUAUAUGUCUACCCAUUUAGAUUUAUAACUACAUCAACAUUGAGGAAUUAUAGGCAGAAAUAGAACGGUGAAUUUUACAUACAUCUAUAUGCCCCAACACAUUACAAGUUACACAAAACACAGGUUGCCAAAAACCCAGAUUUUAUAGAGCAAUACAAAUUAUUUGUAAAUUAGUGCUAUGUAGUUUUCCUGAAACCAUUUUACUGGCAUAGUUUUUGGCUUUACUGAAUUUUGUACAAGAUUCACAAUAUUAUAAUAUAGAGAUUUUUUCCAAGCUAACAUUCAAUGUUGGACUUCCAUAUUCUGAGUAAAGUGGUUAUUAUUUUCCACACUGCAAUAACAAACCUGCCCUCCUGCAUGAUUGGAACAUGAACAAAACGUGACAUUUUUGCAGACAGAGAGUGGGUGUGGUGCUGACAUUUUGUACAUAGUCCCCCAUUGUAUGCCAGUCCUGUAGUCCUGAUCAGGUUGUAUGAUAUGUUUUAAUGUGUGUGUGUAUUGUAAAUCAGAAUUAUACAACUAUGUAAUGUGCUUGAGGACAUUUAAGGGAUUAUACAUAGUCUAGUGUAGUCAUUAACAAAUCUAAACUCUUCUCUUCUCUCUCUCUCUUACUCCUUUUGUUGUCUUAAGAUUAAAAAAGAAAAACUUGUGUAUGUAUUACUGAUCAAUGGGGGGUUCACUUUCUGUAAUGAUUCUUUUGUGUCAUGCAUCUUGCUUUUGAUGAAUUCUGUGUUCAGGAAAACUGUUGCGGACACUUUAUGGUACAGCCAUUUUCUGUAUACAUAGGCUAAUAAUAAACACAUUUCUACAAGUAUGAAUAAA